Ramularia collo-cygni is the source of this 3489-nucleotide messenger RNA. RefSeq lists its product as uncharacterized. The transcript is spliced from 2 exons. The record is from RefSeq and is a predicted model, not a curated record. The coding region runs from base 1 to 3489 and encodes 1162 amino acids. Gene Ontology annotation, molecular function: protein binding. NCBI's taxonomy places the organism in Eukaryota, Fungi, Ascomycota, Dothideomycetes, Mycosphaerellales, Mycosphaerellaceae.
AUGGCCCUCUUUGCCCGCGCUGACACGGGUGAUGGACGGACCUUCCUCCCGCUAUCAUCUCUCGCCCUCAUGGACUCUUCAAUCUAUUUGUCGCACGCCAUGAGUGCGCUCCAGACGUGGACCGUCCCUUCGGCCGUCUACUUUAGGCCGCUGAUGCUAUUUGUCGCCGUAUCAUGGCUCUUCUACCGAGCUUACCAGGUGAUGAACAAGCCACUACAAGAGCUGGCUACACUCCUUGGCUUCGACAUCCCGCCCACACCGGUCGUAGACCUAGCAAGCAUCAAGGCCGACGGUGCUAUUAUACAUUGGUCGCUCCCUGAGAAACAGACGCAUCGAAGCACUCUUAAAUUUGAGGUACAUCUCAACGGCAAUGUCAUUGAUACCCUGUCUAUCAAAGAGUCCGCUGCGACCAUCACCGGUCUGCAGCCGGGCUGCUUUUACGUCGUGAGGGUCGCCCUGGUAAAUAACAUUGAAUUCAGCUCCAAAAGUGCUCCCAUUCGUUUUCGCACCAAAUCGGCGAGCUCUGCGGAUUUCUUCGUCCCAACCGCCGACGGCAACGAUACCGACCAUGAUGCCGCCCACGAGCCUAUGCCGCGGAUUAGGCCCUACCGAGGAUUAAAAGACAUCACGCCGGCGUCGCCAGAUGCUGAGCUCAUGGUGCGAGAGGGGAGCAAUGGGCUUAAUCCGCGCAGGAGCUUGAAUGGCGGAACACGGCGACGCUCGUCGGGACUGGGAAUUGAUCGAAACGAGUCCGCCCCGGAUGCCAGCGAGCCGCCAGUCGAAGGCAUCGAGACCAUUCAGCGACUUACUGAGAGGCUGGAUGCGAUUCGCAGAGAGACGGACGAAGCGGAGCGGCAAGCGAAGGAGGAGGAUGAAGAUGAGCUGCAGCAGAAGGAUGAGCUGGUCAAAGAGAGGGAUGAACUCAAGGCGGAGGCAAUGGAGAAGGAGCGUGCAAGUCGGAAUCUCAAGCGGGAGGUCAAUACGAUGGAGCGUCAAAACACCGCUGCUCAGAAUGAGCGCUCAAAGCAGGAGCGGUUGUUGGAAAAGAAAAAGCAAGAUCAUCAGAAGCUCAAGGWCGAUAUGAUCAGAUGGGUUCGCGAAGCCGGGGAGAUGWGACUCGAUGUGGACCGCAUUCAGCAGGAGAAGGAGGUUCAUUUGAAGAAGGUGGAGGCUGACAAGGAAGCUCUCAGAACCCGCCAGGCGGAGGAGGCGGCUUUGAUCAAAGCCCUCGACGAUGAAGUCAAGGAGAAGGGCACCGAGAUCAAAAAGCUGGAACGCACCAUGAAGAACAACUCGCCAGACAGUGCAGAGCCAGAAAACAACAUCUUACAACAGAUGCAGCAAGACGCAGAAAACUCCAGGAUGUGGGCGAUGCAGUACAGCCAGUUGCAACAAGAGUAUGCUGCGACGUAUCAAAAGAUGGAGAUUGCAAAGCGGUUUUAUUUGGAGCAGCAGGCUUUCCUUGAGACCCUCCGAGCGAAGAGAAGGCAGGAGGAAGCGUCGACCACUUUCAAUCCGCCAACCGCACAGGAGCGAACUCUUCGAAGAGGUGACAGUCAGCGAACACAGCAGAGCGGACCCAGCUCUACGGACAGCCCGCGCCUUGCAACAUUCCCACUCGCUACCAGUUCGUUUGGUCCCGGCGUGACAACUACAGCAUCAAUCUUUCCCAGCCAUUCGUUUCUCAACUUCUCGAACGGAAUGUCACUGACUAAUCCCACCGACGACAUGGACAUGACCGACGAGGAACGAGAGAGAAUGACUGGUGGUGCUUUGAUGAGUCCGGGUGCCGGCGCGAGUCUUCUUCCCUCGGAUUUGUUUGGAGAUGGCGACAACAGGCCCGAGUUUACUGCUCCGCUACCCGGUCUUGGCUCUUUCCCUGGAAUGCCUGGCCUGCCCGGGCUGCCCGAGUCCAUGCGACAUGUCCUUGCAGAGCACCCGGGACCAGGACCAGCUUCGCCUGCUUCCGCCAGCAGUAGAUCGCCAAGCGUAUUCGCCAGUCCUCAGGCCAGCCAGCAGAAUCUUCACAUUGGGUCACCAGAGCAGGUUGUCGACUCCGAUCGGCGCUCAAUUCGAUCCACACGGUCCAACCGCGCCACAAGCGGCAGUGGAGCUGGUAGCCGAUUUGGAGGAAUGUUCGGCAUCAAGCAGCGCACCAAGACUGUUUCUGAUGUUGACGACGGACUGGCGCUGGGAAAGGCGUCAAGUCACUCUAUGCCACGGCAGGAUCAGGGUAUUCCUGGCAUCGAUUCCUCCUCUAGGAAGCGGAAUAGCAGCAUCUCAGGGACAGUCUUCAGCUGUCUGGGAAGCGAUGGUGCUCUGGAUGCUCCGCAGCAGGCUGCCGCUUCCCGCCGAAGCAGAGGCUUCAACCUCUUUGGCAGCAAAGGCGACGGGUGGCCCAGCUUCCAUAAGCGGCCAGCUUCACCACGACCUGGAUCCACGCACUCGAACGAAUUACCUCGUCCGUCUUCAGACAGUACCCGCUGGAUGCCCGACGCAUGGCCUUCCAGUGACGCUGCUGCAGGUGCUCGAGGUAGCCCUCUCGCUUUUGGUGCAGGCUGGAAUCCUCAGCAGCCGGGCCCGUCCCGUCUAUAUGGAUCCCGUCUCCCGUCUAGAAGACCAUCGCAGCAAUACGGCAAUAGCGGCCCACCAGCAGAUAUCAUGGAGGAUGAGGAUUCCGAUGCCAUGUCAACCCGUCGAGCCCAUACACUGGGCGCGAUUGGCACCAGACCUCCCGCUAACUUUUCAGAUUCCAAAAGCGCUGUCCAAGAGGCUGCAGUGGAGGAAGAGGCGCCAAAACUCAACCCCAACGCCAAAGACUUCAAGUCUUUCUUUAGCAGCAUGAAGCUGAAGUCUAGGAACCCGGAGUCAGGCGUCUUGUCUACCAUCGCCUCGGCAUCUAGCACUGCAAACAUCGACAAGGGAGACUUUGAGGAACUCAGCCCACCUGCGAGCCGCAGGAGCAAGGAUACACGUGACACUCGAUCAAUGACCACCACCUCCUCGAUCGGCGAGUCUGGAAGAAACUCUCUUACUGAUCUCCAGAGGACAGUGAGCUUCACGCCCUCCGACGCGGCGCCACCCACUCCUACUACCCCAAUGUUGGGCUCAUCGACCGGCAAGGAAAGUUUCAUGCAGAAGCUCUCCCGCAAAUCUAGUUCGGGUGGGAAGUUCGCAUUGCCAACAUUCACCAAACGGGAUAGGUCUCGUUUGGACACUGGGAAGGCUACUGGUAGCCCUGUGCUGCCGGCUGAUGAGAACAGCGAGUACGAUGACCCACCUCCCAGUGCUGGCUUGCGGGAGAGGAUGAGUCGCGAUAGUGGGAGUGCAAGGGGUUGGGGAAGCGUGUUGAAACUUGGCAUGGGGAAGAAGACGGGUGGGGAGACUCCUAGUGUUAGUGGAUUGAGCAUUGCGAGUGCAACGGGGACGGAUGAUGGGGAUUCUAUCAAAGAGGAGGAUGGAAAGGCUGCUGUGGGGCUGGGGUUGUAA